Molecule: messenger RNA, 1261 nt
Organism: Caenorhabditis sp. 36 PRJEB53466
Lineage: Eukaryota; Metazoa; Nematoda; Chromadorea; Rhabditida; Rhabditidae
Source: the annotation of a GenBank genome assembly
AUGGAAAAGGACACUUCUCUCGGAAUCGUCUGUGCUCUCAUUUCGGCAGUCACAUUCGGAUCCACGUACGUGCCCCUGAAAUGGUUCCACAAGGGAGACGGAAUCUACUUCCAAUGGGUCCAGUCCCUGGGCCAAUUACUCGUCGGAGUGGCGGUCGCAUUGAGCACGACGCCCACUCCGAUCCAUCCGAUUGCCAUGCUCGGAGGAAUGUUCUAUUCAAUCGGUGAGGUUCAGACUAACGGUUAACGAACUGAGAAUGCAUUCAGGCAACUCUUUGACUGUCUUCAUAAUGGACGGAAUCGGACUGGCCAUCGGAUACCUUCUCUGGAACACAGUCACUUGUAGUCGUUCGCUUCUCUCAUGAUCAGUUUAUUGUAUUUUGUCAGGUGUCGUUGGCUGGGCGGUAACCCGAUUUGGCCUUUUCGCAAAUCCUCAACAGUCUCCGAAAAGUGAUUGGCUCAAUAUUCUGGGAGUGAUCACUGUCUGCGUGGGGUUAGUUAGUUCGCUAUCAAGUGGUAUUUAGGUGUUUGUUCAGAGGAGCCGUUUACGCCCCGAUUAAGCACAUUCCGUCGAAAGUGAGACCUGCUCCGUGGAGUUUGGAAGACGACUACAAGUCGGAUUCGCUUGUCAUCAAGGAAGUCUCACUUACGAGGAGAGUCAUGUCAGUGCAGUUGCAGAGUUUUCAAGACAAGAAGGAUGAAAUGUUUUGCAGAUGUCUAUUACUCACAAUAUUCGUUGGAUUCCUCUACGGAAACUUCCUCACUCCCAUCAAUUACAUCAUCGCCAAUGAGGUUCUUCUCAAAAUGGUUCGGGUGGGUUGAAUGAAGAAAGUGUUUGCAGGAGGGAGCCCUGCCGGACGUGCGUGCCUACAUUCUCUCUUAUUGUCUCGGCUCUUUUGUCACCUCCACUGUUAUCUUCUUCCUCUAUUCAUGCGUCAAGAAGAACGUUCCCCUCGUGAAUGCGGAGCUGUCGAUGCCUUCUCUCGUGUCCGGAAUCUUGUACGGCAUCGCCAUCACCACGUUCUUCAUGGCAAACCAGCAUUUGGAUCAGGUUGGUCUGAAAUUUGGGCGAAAACUGUCUGUGAUUGCAGGUGAUUGCCUAUCCGAUUCUCUCGAAAGCGCCGGGAAUCAUAGUGAGUCUGUGGGCGAUCUUUCUUUUCAAAGAGAUCCAAGGCAAGCGGGACAUCAUCCAGCUGUACAUCGGAGUCUUUGUCACCCUUCUCGGAAUCGCUCUCAUUUCUCUGUCAAAAGUCGAAUUUUGA